GCAACAAAAUGGCGGUCGUUGCAUCGCGCUUCGACCCAGCGCUCGAAUUUAAUCGAUCAGAAGCAGAACUGCAAGAUCAUGUACUGGACAUCUAUGGUACUAGAGAACAUGAAGUUGAUUUAUUCAGACCAAAUAUUGCUGAUCAACACAAGGUGGGCUUCUUCACUUUGGACAGAUGUUCUCAAACAGAGGUCACAGAGGUUGUCGACCUCAAAGAAAUGACCGAGGUCCUACAGAUCUUACUACAGGAUGUGACAAAUCUUCGUCGGGACAUCAAUCUGACUAAGCAUGUUAUGCAGGCAGACUAUGAGAAAAAACUACAGGAAAAAAGCUUGGAAUUAUACGUAAGAAUAAAUGAAAAAGUGAAAGAACUGGAGAGAAUUCAUGAAGAUAGAGUGUCUACAGUGAGACGAGCCUUCAGACAGCAGUUGUCAGACGCCAUUGCUAGAGUCGCUGUUCUGUACAAUAAAAACUUGGAGUCAAAGAUCAAGAAAGAGAGAAAAAAGCAGGAAGAAGGCCAGGGUAAACAUGACGAGAAAUACAAAGAGAUGCAGGCCACCAUUCAGCGUAAUGAAACAGUCAUACAGAUGUUGAAGAUGCAGCUGGCACAGUUCCAACAGAGGCGCAAUAGUGAAGUAGAAAGUCCGGAUAUUUCCUCUGAUCGGCCGUCCAAUACAACAGCUGCCUCCCCGGUCCCUUCACUGGAAAAGAAGAAAAAGAAGGAGCCAUCACCCACCAAAGAACCCCCUCCCCCCAAACCUAAAUCUCCCUCCCCUCCCCCUCCCCCUCCUCCUGCUCCUCCUUCCAAGCCACCCCCAAAACAAGCCAACAAGAUGCCCCCUGUGGUUGAGGAGCUCUCUGUGAAAUCUAAAUCUCCCAGUGUUAAUGAGGAGUUUGAGGCCCUGAAGGAGGAGUGUGAUGGUUUACAUAAGAGGGUGGAUCGCCUCGAGGAGGCCCUAGAUAUAAAGGAAAACGAGAAUGUUAACCUAAUGGAACAAAUCAGUCAGUUAAAUUCCAACUUGGAGAAGGAAAGAAUCAUGGUGGAUCAGCUAAAAUAUGAAGCAGAAGAAACCAAAAAACUUGCUGAAAAAGAGAAGCAGUCUUCAAAAUCUCAGGCAGAGGCUCUGUUAGCUAAACAGAAACAGGAAAUGCAGAGGAUGAUGGAGGAACAAAUCAGAAGAGCCAAAGAGGAGGCAGAAAAUGCCAGACAAGAGGAAGCCAAGUCAUUAAAGGAUGCUGAGAGUAGCAAACUGAAGUUACUGAUGGAUCAAAAGAAACUUCUGGAACAGGAGUUAAUGCAGGAGAGAAAAAAGAACUCUGUGAAAACCCAUGAAGAAGUGGAUGUUGAGAAAUAUAAAAGACUGGAACAGAAGCUCAGAGAUGAAAUAGCAAGACUUAAAAAAGAAAUUGAAAGGAUACAUCGCACAUGGGAGAAGAAGUUUGCAAUUUUACAGCAAAGUUUACAUGCCCUGAAGGAUGAGAGUUACAUCAGACAGACUCUACAGAGACAAGCUGCCUCCCUCCAUCACGCUGCAGUCAGUUACGCUGUGGACACACCUGCAGGAAUUCUUCCUCAGAGGCAGCCAUCUUAUCCCAGGAAACCUGUAAUUCCGGAUAUCCCAAAGAAGCCCCAACCAUCUAACACUCCGGCUAUGAAUGUUAACGCCUCUGCUCAGGGAAUGGUCAUGCCAGACAAGGAUUAUAUAUCUUAUACCGUGUCAGCUCCCAGUGGACGGGGCACUGCCAUGUUGUCUGUAGACGAAAAUCAAGUGAUGUCUGAUGGAGAACAAAUGCCAGAGGAUACAGAUCAUAUCCCCCCUCCUCCAACAAGGCGACGAGAUAGUCCUGGUGACACCCAGAGUAAAAUGGAUGAUGGACUUUUUUCCUCUCAGUCACAACCAAUGGUAACCCCGACAACAACUGGCCAAUAGAAAUAGGUGUUACAAAAUAUUGGUAACAAUUAAAGAGCCAACCAAAUAUUAUGUUACAGGAGGAUUGAUGUUAUUGAUCUAAUUGUCUAGUUCUACUUAAAGGCAAAGAUAAAACUUUGAAAUAACAGUUUGACAUAUAAAUUAUCAAUUGAAAUCUUGUGAAGGUUAGUUUUAAAGCUGUUUUUAUAGUUUGGUUUCAUGUUGAAGCUAAAUCAAAAGGCCUCCUUUGGAUAAAUUUUGUUUGUUUUGAGUGAAUGGUGUAAAUGUGUGUGUAAUACAGAAAUAGAUUUGAGAAUGUGAGAUGAUACAGUGUAUCAUAUAAGAAUGUGAGAUGAUACAGUAUAUCAUAUAAGAAUGUGAGAUGGUGCAGUGUAUGAUAUAAGAAUGUGAGAUGAUACAGUAUAUCAUAUAAGAAUGUGAGAUGGUGCAGUGUAUGAUAUAAGAAUGUGAGAUGAUACAAUAUACAUGUAUUAUAUUAAGAAUGUGAGGCUGGUGUAACUUAAGUUUGUAUGUGAGAAAAGUGUUGUACAUGUAUGUCAAUAAUGUACAAUGUAUAAUGUCAGAUUGAUUGAAAUGAAAUUUUAAAUGAGAUGGUAUGUUUUGUUUUAGAUACUCAAACAAAGUAUUUUUAAUUGAUGUUACUUUUUCUAAUGAUACUGCUGAUUUUUGUUUACUAUAACUGCUGUGUGGUGGAUUUACUGUGAUAUAACUUUGACAUUUAUUUAUAUAAACAAU
Molecule: messenger RNA, 2666 nt
Organism: Saccostrea echinata
Lineage: Eukaryota; Metazoa; Mollusca; Bivalvia; Ostreida; Ostreidae
Exons: 21
Coding region: 9-1931 (640 amino acids)
Source: RefSeq, a predicted model, not a curated record